AUGCCACACUGAAAAACGUUGCUUGCGUCGCGCGAACGGUAACAUAACCUCGAUGUGUGUUGCGGAAAAGGUGUAAACAAACCCGUCCAAUCGAUGCAUCUUUACGGUAUAUAUAUAUUACCGCUGAUAUAUUUGCCUAGCAUAAAUGCGCACUGGGUUAUCGGAUAUUGGAAGUGAUUGGAGAAAGGUUGUUUGUGCUGUUCAAAUCAAUAUGUCAUUGAAAAGGUUGAGAUAAAGGCCGAGCUUUGUCUACAAGCCCUUGCCAUAAAUGACCGGAACAUGAGGCACAGAUACUGUAGAUAGAGCACUUUAAUACAGCGCUAUAGUAUAUUUUUGGCUCUAGUAUGGAUGCUAAUUACUGACAAAAAUCCGGCGUAAAAAAGAGACCAAUGAGCUCAUCCAUAUAGCGCGUGACAGAGGACAUACAGCAUCAAGGAGGAACAUUUUCAUGAAUUAGGAUGAGAUGUUGAAAGAGAGACAGGGGUAAAGGUUCGUUCCACAGGUAGCCAGACCAGCACUAAGCGGUUUGAUGGUCUAAGCUGAUCUUUUUAGGGUAAAAUCUCUGAUUUCAAAAAUGUUUGAAAUGUUAUUUAAAAAUUGGGUUAUAAUCUUGUAAUAUACACACCAAGUUUAUACAUUAUAACAAAUCUGAAAAUAUCUUGCAUAAUAGAAUACAGUAUAAUAAAUAUUAUAAAUAAUAUAUUACAAUGUAUAAACAUUAAAGGAAUAUUUUAGGUUCAAUACAAGUUAAACUCAGUCGACAGCAUUUUUGACAUAAUGUUGAUUUCCUCAAAUUAUUUUGACCUUUUCUUUAAAAAUCAAAAAACAAAAACUGAGGUUACAUUGAGACGCUUCAAUGGAAGUGAAUUGGGCCAAUUUUUGUAGUGUUUAAAGGCAGAAAUAUGACGCUUAUAAUUUUAUAAAAGCACUUACAUUAAUUCUUCUGUUAAAACUCAUGCAUUAUUUGAGCUGUAAAGUUGUUUAAAUCAUCAUCUUUACAGUCAUUUUAGGGUUUCGGAGUUUGUUUACAUUACAUCGUCAUGGCAACGAAGUUGUAAAAUUGGCUAUAACUUUACACAGAAAAGGUAAGUAAGCGGUUUUAUCACACUAAAAUCAUGUUAACACACAUAUUGUGUAUGUCUUGUGGCUAUACUUUUGAAACGUUAACAUUUAUGGAUUGGCCCCAUUUACUUCCAUUUUAAGUGCCUCACUGGAACCCAGAUUUCUGCUUUCUUUUAAAGAAAAGGAUGGGCAAGUCAAAGUUAUUUUUUGUGGUAAUUAAUAUUAUGCCACAAAUACUGUCGACUGAGCUUAACCCAGAAUGUAUAAGAUAUGCUCCCAAGUUAUUAGUUAUGGUAGAUUUUAAGAACAAAUACCAUCUAGUGGUUGAUUGUAUACUAAUUACCUUUCUGUAUCCUAUCUACUGAGUUUUGCAGAUAUGAGUCAGUUGAGGCCCCUUGCUGGUGCCCUGAGAAGCAAUAGCAAAUGGAAGGGGCACGUGGGUUCAGGGAGGUGAGUUUUUGACCCACGUUGUAACUGUUCAACCAGGACUGCUGAGCCCUCACUGGCAGCCUGCAGCUCCAGCUACGUUGUGGAGAUGUACUACGCUUGGCUGGAGGAUCACAAAAAUGUUCAUGAAUCUUGGGAUGCAUACUUCCGUAACACCAAAGCCAGCAGUCUAGAGGAAACAGGAGAGAAGCGUCUUUCCACACUACUCCAAGGGCGAGGCAUGUCCCAGACACCUGCCAUGUCACAAAAGGUGGUGGAGGAUCAUUUAGCAGUCCACAAUCUUAUCAGAGCAUAUCAGGUACGUGGCCACCAUGUGGCCUGGCUGACCCUGGACCCUGUUGGCAUCCUUACUGUCAAUCUGGAUUCCUUCAUUCCCUCAGAUUUGAUCACGUCCAUUGACAAGCUGGCGUCAUAUGGCUUGGAAGAAUCUGAUCUGGAUAAGACAUUUCAGUUGCCACUAACCACAUUCAUUGGGGGAAAUGAAAGCACACUCCCACUGAGAGAAAUCAUACACAGGCUUGAGACAUCUUACUGUGGUCAUAUUGGGGUGGAAUUCAUGUUUAUCAAAAAUAUGGAGCAAUGCCAGUGGAUCCAGCAGAAAUUCGAAACUCCGGGAAUCAUGACAUUUUCUGGCAGAGAGAAGAGAACCCUACUAGAUAGGCUUGUUCGCUCAACACGAUUUGAGGACUUUCUAGCUCGCAAAUGGUCUUCAGAGAAGCGCUUUGGUUUGGAAGGCUGUGAGGUACUCAUCCCUGCCCUGAAGAUGAUCAUUGAUAAGUCCAGCGAAGCUGGUAUAGAAAGUGUUAUUAUGGGCAUGCCUCACAGGGGUCGAGUGAACGUACUGGCCAAUGUAGUCUGCAAAGAUUUGGACCAGAUUUUUUGCCAGUUUGAUCCCAAACUUGAGGCUGCAGAUGAGGGUUCUGGAGAUGUGAAAUAUCAUUUGGGGAUGUACCAUGAACGAAUCAACAGGGAAACAGACAAGAAUAUCACUCUGUCUUUGAUGGCUUACCCCUCUCAUCUAGAGGCAGUGGACCCUGUUGUUCAGGGCAAGACCAAGGCAGAGCAGUUCUACAGAGACACUGAAGGGAGAAGGGUAAUGUCCAUUCUCAGGCAUGGUGAUGCUGCAUUUGCUGGUCAGGGAGUCAUCUAUGAAACCUUUCACAUCAGUGAACUCCUUUCAUAUACCACCCAUGGCACCAUCCACGUUGUGGUCAAUAAUCAGAUUGGAUUCACCACAGAUCGCCGAAUGGCACGUUCCUCUCCCUACCCAACGGAUGUGUCUCACGUGGUCAACGCACCCAUCUUCCAUGUCAACGUUGAUGAUACAGAAGCUGUGAUGUAUGUGUGCAGGGUUGCUGAAGAAUGGAGGAAUACAUUCAGCAAGGAUGUGGUGAUAGACCUGGUGUGUUACCGGCGGUUUGGACAUAAUGAGAUGGAUGAACCCAUGUUCACUCAACCCCUCAUGUACAAGCAGAUCCACAAACAGGAACAUGUGCUGAAGAAGUAUGCAGACAAGCUCAUCUCUGAGGGAGUGGUAACACUGCAAGAGUUUGAGGAGGAAGUUGCUAAAUAUGACAAGAUCUGUGAGGAGGCAUACACCAGCUCUAAGGAUGAGAAGAUCCUACACAUCCGCCACUGGCUUGACUCACCAUGGCCAGACUUCUUCACACCAGAUGGAGAACCAAAGAGCAUGAGCUGCCCUCCCACUGGACUAAACGAAGAGGUGCUCAAGCACAUUGGUGAGGUAGCCAGUUCAGUCCCUCUAAAGGAUUUCACCAUUCAUAGUGGCUUGUAACGUAUCCUUCGUGGCCAAGCUGACAUGGUUGCAAAAUGCACAAUGGACUGGGCCCUGGCAGAGUACUUGGCUUUUGGCUCUUUGCUGAAGGAUGGUAUUCAUGUGAGACUCAGUGGACAAGAUGUGGAAAGAGGAACAUUUAGGGUCCAGAGUAUUCAUCAGCAGGGCCUGAGCGCUUCCUGCAGAUGAACAAGGACGACUCUGAUCGCUAUCCGGAAUUCACUGGAGACUUCGAGGUCCAACAGCUCUAUGACUAAUUGGAUUGUGGUCAACUGCUCAACACCUGCCAGCUACUUUCAUGUGUUAAGAAGGCAAAUUUUGUUACCAUUCAAUAUCGGAGUUCCCUUUUGACCUCAUCAAGGCUGAGUUUGAGCAGUAUAGCAAUGCUGAACUCAUAUGGUGUCAAGAAGAGCAUAAGAACAUGGGCUUCUAUGACUAUGUAAGCCAUGCUUCUGCACAGUGCUGUUGAACAAGAAUCCAAUAUGGCAUGUUGCCCGUGACCCUGCUGCAGCCCCUGCCACAGGCAGCAAGUUCUCAUCUGGCUGAGCUGAAGAGGUUCUGGACACUGCUUUUAACCUUGAGGCAUUCCAGGGCAGGAGUUUUUGAUGCUAUGCUGUCAGAUGUUAAAAUAAUAUUUAUAACAUAUGAUGUAGGUCUCGCUAUCAGUGCACAAUAUUGUAUGUGGUAGGUUUUUAAUAAAGUUUCCAUUUUAACCAAA
Molecule: messenger RNA, 4022 nt
Organism: Myxocyprinus asiaticus (Chinese sucker)
Lineage: Eukaryota; Metazoa; Chordata; Actinopteri; Cypriniformes; Catostomidae
Gene: ogdhl
Product: oxoglutarate dehydrogenase L
Biological process (GO): tricarboxylic acid cycle
Cellular component (GO): mitochondrion; oxoglutarate dehydrogenase complex
Molecular function (GO): oxoglutarate dehydrogenase (succinyl-transferring) activity; thiamine pyrophosphate binding
Source: RefSeq, a predicted model, not a curated record